AUGUGGCUGUGUUCUAAAUGGACAUUACUCAUAGUUUCACAGCAGCAGCAGUUGUUCACAGUUGGUUGGACUCAUAGUGAACAGGAAGUGAAAGACACAGUGGGAGUGCAGCGGCCUGCCCUGACCGUCCUGCCCCCCUCCAGAGAGGAGCUGCUCCGGGACAGUGUCACGCUGCUGUGUGUGGCCAGCGGGGGCUUUCCUUCUGAUUGGACGCUGAGCUGGAGAGUAGGCGGGGCUUCCACUGAGGGGUCCCACAGCCCGGGGGUCCUGAGGGGGGACAGUCUCUACAACCGCAUCAGCGUCCUGCAGCUGUCCACAGAGCACUGGAGAGACGCAUCAGUGAUGUGUGAGGCCCAUCGGAGUGGACAGAGCCCAGUCACUCAGGGCCUGGAGGCAGCGUCCUGCUCCCAAGUGGAACCUGUGAAGCAGCAGCAGGCCAGUGUCCAGAUGAGGAUGGAGCAGAGCAGAGCCAUGGACUUUGUAUCACUGUGGAACACGUUUGGAGGAGGAACACAGCUCAUCGUGGACUUGGGAGUGCAGCGGCCUGCCCUGACCGUCCUGCCCCCCUCCAGAGAGGAGCUGCUCCGGGACAGUGUCACGCUGCUGUGUGUGGCCAGUGGGGGCUUUCCCUCUGAUUGGACGCUGAGCUGGAGAGUGGGCGGAGCUUCCACUGAGGGGUCCCACAGCCCGGGGGUCCUGAGAGGGGACAGUCUCUACAACCGCAUCAGCGUCCUGCAGCUGUCCACAGAGCACUGGAGAGACGCAUCAGUGAUGUGUGAGGCCCAUCGGAGUGGACAGAGCCCAGUCACUCAGGGCCUGGAGGCAGCGUCCUGCUCCCAAGUGGAACCUGUGAAGCAGCAGCAGGCCAGUGUCCAGAUGAGGAUGGAGCAGAGCAGAGCCAUGGACUUUGUAUCACUGUGGAACACGUUUGGAGGAGGAACACAGCUCAUCGUGGACUUGGGAGUGCAGCGGCCUGCCCUGACCGUCCUGCCCCCCUCCAGAGAGGAGCUGCUCCGGGACAGUGUCACGCUGCUGUGUGUGGCCAGCGGGGGCUUUCCUUCUGAUUGGACGCUGAGCUGGAGAGUGGGCGGGGCAUCCACUGAGGGGUCCCACAGCCCGGGGGUCCUGAGGGGGGACAGUCUCUUCGACCGCAUCAGCGUCCUGCAGCUGUCCACAGAGCACUGGAGAGACGCAUCAGUGAUGUGUGAGGCCCAUCGGAGUGGACAGAGCCCAGUCACUCAGGGCCUGGAGGCAGCGUCCUGCUCCCAAGUGGAACCUGUGAAGCAGCAGCAGGCCAGUGUCCAGAUGAGGAUGGAGCAGAGCAGAGCCAUGGACUUUGUAUCACUGUGGAACACGUUUGGAGGAGGAACACAGCUCAUCGUGGACUUGGGAGUGCAGCGGCCUGCCCUGACCGUCCUGCCCCCGUCCAGAGAGGAGCUGCUCCGGGACAGUGUCACGCUGCUGUGUGUGGCCAGCGGGGGCUUUCCUUCUGAUUGGACGCUGAGCUGGAGAGUGGGCGGGGCUUCCACUGAGGGGUCCCACAGCCCGGGGGUCCUGAGGGGGGACAGUCUCUACAACCGCAUCAGCGUCCUGCAGCUGUCCACAGAGCACUGGAGAGACGCAUCAGUGAUGUGUGAGGCCCAUCGGAGUGGACAGAGCCCAGUCACUCAGGGCCUGGAGGCAGCGUCCUGCUCCCAAGUGGAACCUGUGAAGCAGCAGCAGGCCAGUGUCCAGAUGAGGAUGGAGCAGAGCAGAGCCAUGGGGUCCCACAGCCCGGGGGUCCUGAGGGGGGACAGUCUCUACAACCGCAUCAGCGUCCUGCAGCUGUCCACAGAGCACUGGAGAGACGCAUCAGUGAUGUGUGAGGCCCAUCGGAGUGGACAGAGCCCAGUCACUCAGGGCCUGGAGGCAGCGUCCUGCUCCCAAGUGGAACCUGUGAAGCAGCAGCAGGCCAGUGUCCAGAUGAGGAUGGAGCAGAGCAGAGCCAUGGACUUUGUAUCACUGUGGAACACGUUUGGAGGAGGAACACAGCUCAUCGUGGACUUGGGAGUGCAGCGGCCUGCCCUGACCGUCCUGCCCCCCUCCAGAGAGGAGCUGCUCCGGGACAGUGUCACGCUGCUGUGUGUGGCCAGCGGGGGCUUUCCCUCUGAUUGGACGCUGAGCUGGAGAGUGGGCGGGGCUUCCACUGAGGGGUCCCACAGCCCGGGGGUCCUGAGGGGGGACAGUCUCUACGACCGCAUCAGCGUCCUGCAGCUGUCCACAGAGCACUGGAGAGACGCAUCAGUGAUGUGUGAGGCCCAUCGGAGUGGACAGAGCCCAGUCACUCAGGGCCUGGAGGCAGCGUCCUGCUCCCAGUGA
Messenger RNA from Knipowitschia caucasica, 2358 nucleotides. The record is from the annotation of a GenBank genome assembly. NCBI's taxonomy places the organism in Eukaryota, Metazoa, Chordata, Actinopteri, Gobiiformes, Gobiidae.